GUUGGAAUUGAUACUCAGAUAACUUACCACAAAGACAAAAGCACAAUGCUUCUUGGUGAAGCCAGAAAACAGCAAGGAAAUGCCAAUGCUAAUGUUUUUAAUGUUGAAGAAACAGGCAGAGAGAUUAAUGAAACACUUGACAAGAAGAAUGAUGUUAAAGGCCGUUUCAUGAAAGUCCUCAAAAAAAUGCACAUAUCAGAGCAAGAUCACACGAAGCAGUUUGAGCAAUUGCAAGCUAUUGCUACUCAAGCUAAAGAAACAGCUGCAAUCAUAACCACCACCACAGAUCCAAUGGCUGAGAAUGUGACAAAAUGGUCAAAAGAUCUGCGCAACUUUAAACCUGAAAGAGCAGCUUAUGAACGGGCCACAGUCACAACUAGGGAUACAGUGAGGAGUCUCACAGAACUUGUCCCACAGCUUCUGGAUAAGCUGCGCAUAGUAGAAGAGAAAAGGGCAGCAAACAAUGUGUCAGCCAGCAUCCAGAGGGUCCGAGAACUCAUUGCACAGACCAGGAGUGUGGCUAACAAGGUUCAAGUGUCAAUGACAUUUGAAGGUCGCUCAGCAGUUGAAGUCAAUCCUCAUGUGAAUGUAGAUGACUUAAAGGCUUUCACAUCUUUAAGUUUGUACAUGAAGUUUUCUGAGGAAAAUCCACAAAGAAAAAAGCCUCAAGAUCAGUUCGUUUUGUAUUUAGGAAACAAAAAUAUAAAAAAUUAUGUGGGUCUUGCAAUUAAGAAUGGAAACCUGGUCUAUGUUUAUAAUUUGGGUGCUGGUGAUGUGAAUAUACCUUUAGAUUCCAAGCCAAUCAGCUCUUGGCCUGCACAUUUCAAUCUGGUUAAAAUAGAGAGGAUUGGCAAGCAUGGCAAAGUGUUUUUGACAAUCCCCAGCCUUACCAGCACGGCUGAGGAAAAGUUUAUCAAUAAAGGAGAGGCUCCAGGUGAUGCUUCUUUAUUGGAUCUGGAUGCUGAAAAUACUGUUUUCUAUGUGGGAAGAGUGCCUCCAGGUUUUAAGCUCCCUCCAAGCUUGGACUUGCCGGGCUUCAUUGGCUGCUUGGAGCUUGCUACUCUGAAUGAUGAUGUUAUUAGUCUGUAUAAUUUCAAAAACAUCUAUAACAUUACCAAAUCAAUACCUUGUAUCAGAGAUAAACUGGCCUUUACACAGAGCCGAGUUGUAAACUAUUUCUUUGAUGGUUCGGGUUAUGCUUUGGCAAAGAAUAUUGAGAGCAGAGGGAAGUUUGGUCUUGUGACUCGUUUUGAUAUAGAAGUUCGAACACCAAGUGAUAAUGGUCUUCUCCUUCUGAUGGUUAAUGGAAGUAUGUUUUUCAGCCUGGAGAUGCAAAAUGGAUAUCUGUACCUGCAAUAUGAUUUCGGCUUCAGUAACGGCCCUGUCAUUCUAGAGGAUUCUAUGAAGAAGGCUCUGAUUAAUGAUGCAAAGUUCCAUGAGAUAUCUGUCAUAUAUCAUAAUUCCAAGAAAAUGAUCUUGGUAGUGGAUAGGAGACAUAUAAAAAGUAUGGAAAAUGAAAAGAAAAGCAUGCCAUUUAGUGAUGUCUAUAUAGGAGGAGCUCCUACCGAGAUUUUAAAAUCUAGUGGUGUCAGCUCACACCUGGCUAUCAGUAUACCCUUUACGGGCUGUAUGAAAGGUUUCCAGUUCCAAAAGAAGGACUUCAACUUGUUGGAAGAGCCAGGUACCUUGGGAAUUGGUUAUGGCUGUCCUGAAGAAUCACUUAUGUCCCGCAAAGCAUAUUUUAAUGGUGAAAGCUAUAUCGCAUCCAGCCAGAAAAUCUCUCCUUUUCAUGUGUUUGAAGGCGGCUUUAAUUUCCGAACUUUACAGCCUAAUGGACUGUUGUUUUAUUGCACCGAAGAUAUUAGAUCGAGAUAUUGAGGUGGAAGACUUUCAACGCUACCCUGAGAAAGUUCAUGCAUCUCUUUAUGGAUGUCCUGUGGAAUCUCCUCCAGUUGCCCUUUUUCAUAAAAAAAGAAAAAAUUCCUCCAAAGCUAAGGAAAGCCAUAGCAAAAGGGCUGAAAAAAGUAAAAAAGGAACAUCCCCUUUUUCAUCUGUCAUAAAUAAAGGAGAACAAGAACUGAGAAAUCAGAGGGACCCACACUGCCAUUUCUCCAACAAUCCGAAAGCAACUGUACAGGCAUAUCUCUUUGGUGGGACAGCAAAUAGCCGGCAAGAGUUUGAUUACUUACCAGAGGAUUUCUAUGAAAGAUCUCAAUUCUCCAUCAGUCUAAAGACUCAUUCAUCCCAUGGAAUGAUUUUCUAUAUUGCGGACCAAGCAGAGGAACAUUUCAUGGCCCUCUUCAUUGCCCAUGGACGACUUAUUUAUAUGUUCAAUAGAGAUCACCAGAAAUUAAGAAUCCGAACCCAAGAGAAGUACAAUGAUGGCCAGUGGCAUAAUGUAAUGUUUGUUCGAGAGAAGAAUAUUGGUCGUUUGAUUAUUGAUGGCCUCAGAGUACUAGAAGACAGUCUUCCUUAUUCUGAUAAUACAUGGCCAGUUACUACUCCUUUCUACAUAGGAGGUGUGGCACCAGGGAAAGCUGCUAAAAAUAUCCAGAUUAACUCAGUGUACAGUUUUAGUGGUUGUCUUGGCAGUCUACAGCUCAAUGGAAAGCCGGUCACUUCUCCGUCGCAGACCUUCAGUGUAACACCUUGUUUUGAAGGACCAUCAGAAGAAGGAACCUAUUUUUCAUCCGAAGGGGGAUACAUUAUACUUGAUGAAUCAUUUAGCUUGGGCCUGCAAUUCGAAGUUGUUUUUGAAGUCCGCCCUCGGCGCAGUUCUGGAAUACUAAUGCAUGCACAUAAUGUAAAUGGAGAGUUCCUGAAUAUACAUAUGAAACAGGGGCAGGUUAUUGUGAAAUUGAACAAUGGCAUUAAAGAUUUUUCAACUACAGUUACACCAAAGCAAAGUCUCUGUGAUGGCAGAUGGCACAGAAUUACAGUUAUUAGAGAUGCUAAUGUGAUACAACUGGAUGUUGAUUCAGAAGUGAAUCAUAUUGUGGGACCAUUAAACCCAAGAGCAAUUGACCAUAGAGAGCCGGUAUUUGUUGGAGGAGCACCAGAAGCUUUCCUGACAUUCAGCCUGACCACACGUAAUUCUUUUACUGGAUGCAUUCGUAACUUUAUGAUUGAUGAAAGGCCAGUGAUUUUCAGUAAGGCAGCUUUGGUCAGUGGCGCUGUGAGCAUCAAUGUAUGUCCUGCUAUGUGAAACACUGGUACUACAAAACUACAAGGAUAUAUAGCACUGAAGCAGCAGCAAAAGCUGUGCAGGGUUUAAUUUUCAGUAUCAGAAGAAUUAAAAUAUAUCACUCAUUUUAAAUAAAUGAUAUAGCAUAAAGCUUGCAAUCAUUAAGAGCUUUGUACACUUUUUUUUUUUUUUGGAAAUGCAGAUUCCUAACCUGUGUUAGAAAAAAACAUCGCUGCAGUCUUCUAACUGGGGAAUGAAAGUGAUCAACCCAGUGGGAAGAAAUGUAAAUCCACUACUGUAUAGUAACAAUCACAGGCAUGCCUGACUUUGCAUUUGUCAGCAUUUCAGGAGCAAAUGACUUAGCAACUGUGGGUUUCAGCUUCAAUCCACAAAAAAUCAUUUUAUUAUCCCAUCAGAAGUUUGAUCAGAAGUUUGAUAAUAAGCUGCUGUUGGAAUGUCCAGGUGCUAUGUCUUGGGAUAAAUUAAUUCUGUUCACGGUGUUUGCUUUGCUUCAUGUAUCUUACAGAAUAAACUAUAUAACAGACAUGUUUCACUAAAA
This is a messenger RNA of Thamnophis sirtalis, 3743 nucleotides long. Lineage: Eukaryota; Metazoa; Chordata; Lepidosauria; Squamata; Natricidae. The record is from RefSeq and is a predicted model, not a curated record.